Molecule: messenger RNA, 771 nt
Organism: Chlorella variabilis
Lineage: Eukaryota; Viridiplantae; Chlorophyta; Trebouxiophyceae; Chlorellales; Chlorellaceae
Product: expressed protein
Exons: 6
Coding region: 1-771 (256 amino acids)
Source: RefSeq, a predicted model, not a curated record
AUGAGCGAGCACGGGGCGGGGGUCAACACCACCGCAGGCUUCCCUGUCCGCGCGCCUAGGGAUGUAGAUGUGCCUGGUUUCACCACGGUGCUGGGCCGAGGCAUCCUGAGCGGCGCCCUGGGCGCAGACUUUGAGUGCGAGGGCUCCCUUCUCCCCGGCAAAUGCACAGAUGGCUGCUCCAAGCCUGUGUCUGUUCUGCAAUCGAUUUCCCUGAGCGACAACAACGACUUUCUAGCUCCCAUCGUCUACACGCUUGUGCAGGAUUCAAGCCAGCUUCAAACGUUCUACCUGCAUCCUGGCGAGGCAGAGGUUGUGGCGCCCAGCGAUGCUGAGCUGGCGGUCAUUGAUUCAGAUGGUCUAGACACCGCAGAGCUGGCCAACAGCACCAUCUGGCUGGGCUGCAUCAUUGCACCGGCCCUGAUGGGCGGCCGGCGCGUACAGGUGCUGGAUGGCUUGGAAUCAGCAGAAGCAUGCUGCCGAGAGUGCCGCAUGGUCCUUGGAGAAGAUGAGAGCGAGGGCGGCGGCUGCAACGCCUUCAAUUUCUGCCCUCGCGAGCUGCUGUUCCAGGAGGAGGUGCAGCCCGUGGUGGGCUGGCCACCUAGGGUACUGGCCAAGGGGGCUGAGGUGCCGUUCCUGGGCGGCUCCCCGCUCUCCGCCACCUUCCCUGAGGUGCCUGGCCACACGCGGCUGCUGGGGCGCGGCAUGUUUGCGCAGGCCGGCUUCUCGUGCCCAGGCUCGCUCAAGCCUGAGAUACAAGAGUGCAUUCUGUAA